Molecule: messenger RNA, 637 nt
Organism: Humulus lupulus (European hop)
Lineage: Eukaryota; Viridiplantae; Streptophyta; Magnoliopsida; Rosales; Cannabaceae
Product: signal peptidase complex-like protein DTM1
Exons: 2
Coding region: 140-469 (109 amino acids)
Biological process (GO): anther wall tapetum development
Cellular component (GO): signal peptidase complex; endoplasmic reticulum membrane
Source: RefSeq, a predicted model, not a curated record
UCUACGGGACUGGGGCCCAUUAAUCUGGAUGUAUGUAUGUUUCUACUUAGUUGUUGGGUAAGAAAAUGAGAAGCAUAGCAUAGUAGGGGCCAAAGCCAAGUCUCAUAAUUUUUUGUGAUCAUCACCUCAUCAUCAUAUUAUGGCUAACGACACAGCUUUGCGCUCAGCCUUGGUUUGGUUAGCUGCGGUGGUGGCUGUCGUUGGGCUAUGCACUUUGUCGUUUCAGAAAAUGGUGGCAACCUACGUCGUCGGAGUAGUGGGCCUCGCUGGGGUGCUUUGCCCUGAUUGGGUUUAUUUCGACCGUGACUUCUCUCGCUGGAUCCACCCAGUUACCGCCGAGGAAAGGGCCUCUCAUGCUGCUCACAGAUUUGGACUAGGAAGAAUUAGGAUGUACCCAAUGAGGGUGAUCGGCUAUUCUAUAAUUUAUGGGUUUGGGCUGUACAAGUGGUGGAUGUUCGUCUCAAGCUAGUCGUUAAUGGUUACCAAUUAAUCCGCUUUACUUAUCUUUUCUUUCUUUUUUUUGGUCAGUUCGCCUUAGGAGAGUUUUGUAACUUUUGGGGUUACCUACUUACUUUCUCCUUUUAAUUUGUAAUAUAAAUAUACCAAAAUUUUUAAGUAAUGAUUGUUUUGAACUUGA